This is a messenger RNA of Homarus americanus (American lobster), 1270 nucleotides long. RefSeq lists its product as uncharacterized. Bases 151 to 1068 code for a protein of 305 amino acids. NCBI's taxonomy places the organism in Eukaryota, Metazoa, Arthropoda, Malacostraca, Decapoda, Nephropidae. The record is from RefSeq and is a predicted model, not a curated record. The transcript has 6 exons. Gene Ontology annotation, molecular function: acyltransferase activity, transferring groups other than amino-acyl groups.
CUGUCAACCUCAGUACACAACAUCAGGCGUUGCAGUAAACACGGCCCGGUCUCUCUAUCAUUGCCAGCGUUCCUAUAUAAUUCACUGAGGAUUUAGAGUCACCCGCCUCUUACAAUCAUCCACACUGAGCUUCAGUCAUUCUUGGAGGUGAUGGCUGGCCGCUUCCUCAGGUGUGUGCACGGGAAGGAGUUGCUGGCGCUGAAGGAGAGACUAGCAGCCCAUCUGCCCAACUCUGCCAUUCUGCACGGGACGGUCGAGACAGGAAUACGUUAUGGACUAAUGGAGAAAUUAGGAAUAAAGUUGUUUAUCCCAAAACACAGUGGCAGUCUGGUGGUGGCUACCCCAGCCUUCACUACGAAAAAGGUGCAGAGUUUGUCAGUGUUCUGGAACCCGGAGGAGGAAGACGAGGAGGAGGUGGCGCAGAUGAUCGGAUCGUUGCCUGGCAUCGACUGGAGGAAACCUGUGUUCUUCAGUACCAGUUCCAAGACCAUCUCCAGCAAGGUGACGAGUAUAGGGAAUAACCAGCUGGUCGGCGACGGAAACAUAGAGGCUCAUACGGUCGAAGAUUCAUCUAUGUACGAAAUCCCUCCACAACUGCCGCAUAUCCAGUGCAGCCCUCCUGAAGGAUUCUACCUGGACAGUCUCCGGCCUGAGGAGGUGGCCUUGGUGAUGCCCUUCUGGAUGUAUCAGUGGACUGAAACCUAUAGCGGCCACGAGACUUUACUCCGGAGCGUCCCGUCGGUGGCUCUUCGCAAAAGGGGAGAUGGUGACCCCACCUCCAAGGACCAGCUGGUGGGUUGGAUCCAUCUGUACAACAACGGGAUCUUAGGCAACUUUUUCGUCUUGCCAGAGUACCGUGGUCAAGGCCUGAGUAAAGUCAUUUUAUACGAGCUUGUCUGGAAGGUACAAAAGGAUGGCCUCUUUACCUACGGUAUUUUUGACGCCCACAUGAAAAAGUACGGGGAGAAUACUAAGAAAUAUGGCACCGUCAGGCAUAUGGACAUGGAGGCUGUGUUUUACCUGGCCAAGGGCGACACUGUUGACGGCUUCAUGAAAACCUUGUUAUAACGUGACGAAGGAACUUAAAAUGUUUUCUCUAAGUACUAAUGACACCUACAGAAAUAAUCGUGAUACCAUUCGCAUACGUAUUUAAUCACACCAUAUUAAGUCUGCUACGAAUACAAAUGAUACUAAAUGUUGUAAAAUCAUUCCUUCAGAUAAAUGUCCAGUAUAUUAUAUCAGGUGCCACUAAUAAAACUCAGGCUCUCAA